GAUAGAUAGAGAGAGAGUGAGUGUGUGUGGUGGGAGGAGGAAGAAGAAAAAGAAAAAAGUCAGUGUGAAAGAGGGAGUGGGAAGCUGAGUAAAUUACUGCGAGUCGGUGGCGACCUUUUUGGAGAGACGAACUAACUCGCUGUUACAGAAAGAAAAAAAUGUUCGAAGGAUCGCCGGCGCGCGUGACCGAGCGCGGCACUGAGUUCGGCGGAGCUGCUGUGGUGUGUUUUCCGCUCUCGGCGGGACGGUAUUGAUCGGGGAAACUCCGGUUCAUCUCGCCUUGUCUAAUAGUUUUUUUUGUGGACCCACUUUACACUUUUUCCUCACUCUCCAGAAGUCUUCUGUGCGGCUGAGACAGACUAAACCAAGUGCGAAGCGCGCGCGAGCUCGCGGGUGCAUCUAUUUUUGAGUGAAAGUUUAGUUUCUUUCUCGUUGUUUUUGGCUCGUUAGUGAGGCCGACUCUCGCCCUCUGCCGAACAGGACUCGGCUUGCACGCUGAAGCACAACAUGAAAACUCCCGGUGAAACGGGGUUCGCCUUUCCGGAAUGGGCGUACAAACCUGAGUCGAGCCCGGGCUCCAGACAGAUCCAGCUGUGGCACUUUAUCCUGGAGCUGCUCAGGAAGGAGGAGUACCACGAUGUCAUCGCGUGGCAGGGGGACUACGGCGAGUUCGUCAUAAAGGACCCGGACGAGGUGGCCAGACUGUGGGGGGCGCGCAAGUGCAAGCCUCAGAUGAACUAUGACAAACUCAGUCGAGCUCUCAGGUAUUACUACAACAAACGGAUCUUGCACAAAACUAAAGGCAAGCGCUUCACCUACAAGUUCAACUUCAACAAGCUGGUCCUCGUCAACUACCCCUUCAUCGACAUGGGGCCUGCAGGCGUUCCCCAGAGCGCUCCUCCCGUGCCCACAGGUGCAGUGUCUCAUUUCCGUUUCCCUCCCUCCACCCCGUCCGAGGUUCUCUCCCCGAGCAGCGAGGAGCUGAGAAGCCCGGGCUCGUUCAGCAGCGUGGCGCGGCGCCUGGCCCGGGGCUCCGUGUCCGACUGCAGCGACGGCACGUCCGCCAACUCCGAGAUCGACGAGGGCAGCCUCGGCAUAGGCGCGGCUGAAGAGCGGGUGCCAGAGAGAGGCUUCAGGAGCGCCGUGCCGCCCCGCCUGACUCACGACGCUCUGUACCGGAUGUACGGAAAUCACAGGGGUCACCGUGCUCACCCGGAGCCGCUUUCGCCCUUCGCUCCCGCGGGCUCAGGCCUGUUGGCUCCACCGCCACUCUCGCCCGCCCUGCCCGUGACGGCGGGCACACAUCUGCCCUACACGCCCUCCCCCACGCUGUCGCCGAUGGCGGGCUCCAUCUUCUCGUUCAGCGCCAAAGACAUGCAGCACUACCUGCAGGCGCACACGCAGAGCGUCUACAACUACCACCUGAGCCCGCGCGCGCUCUUCCACUACCCCAACGUGAUCGUGCCCCAGCCGCAGCGACCCGACAAGCCCCUGCCCAGUACCGCGGAGCGCCCGUCCGUCCUCGCCCACUCGUUCCCGCUGCCCCCGGCGGACGACGCCCACCACGCCCCAUUCAAGUUCAAGCUCCAGCCUCCACCACCAGGCAGGAAGCAGCAGCGUGAGGCACAGGGACACCAGGGCUCCCUCGGCUCCUCUUCAUCAUCUGCCCUCGGCUCCUCGCUCUCGUUCGGCAGCGACCUGAGCUCAGGCAUGGUCUCGAAUUCUUCGUCGAGCGGCUCGCUCAACAGCACAGGCCUACCCAAGAUCAAGGUGGAGCCCAUCUCCGACAUUGAAUCCGAGGAGGAGGUCGAAGUCACCGACAUCAGCGAUGAAGAGGGAGACGAGCGAGACGAAGAGUUCUUCAACCCCCAGCACCGUCAUCACCAUCACCACCACCACCACAUUUUCGGGCGCCAGUCCAACGGCACUUCCGCUCCCCCUCAGUACGACGACUCGGAGGAAGACGUGUUCAAAGCCCCGGCUCCUCCCCCGCUCUUCGGUGCACCUUCCUCGUCGUCGUCUCGUAGCGGCAUGCCCGUGAUAAAGAGCGAACCCGGCACGCCGCCGGCCCACAGCAGCCACGGGCACGCCCCCUUGGCCUCUCCUUCUCAGUGCAUCCCACUGAAACUGCGCUUCAAGCGGCGCUGGGACCAGGAGCAGCACACCGAAGAGGCCGAGGAUAAAAAAGUCAGGGGGGAUAAAAAGAACGGCGAGAGCAGCGGAGUCGAGAGGGAGGAGAGCGAGCGCUCCGCCCCUCACAAGCUGAGCGCCGAGCUGCACCGCGCGGCCGCCCAACUGUCCCUGGAAAACAAGGACUGCUGAUACAAGUGACUUGCUGACAUUACUUACACACGCACACACAGAAGGAGCACUGAUACGUUCGAUGCUCGAGAACAAUAGCCGCUGACAUUCACACGCUCGCAGACGGGCACGAUCUACGAUACUGACAGACGAAUACACACGCACCAGCACUCGUGAUGGCAGCCCAGAAACAAACGAAACUGACACCCUUUUACACUUACCUUCAAAAACUAAGUGUGUGUCCGAGCUCACCAGUGUGUAAAAAUUUAUCAGAAGGUGAUCGGAAUAAGGAAAACGUAUCACACACACACAUACACAAACAAGCACCACUGACCCUCAGGAGACUGACAGUUGCCACUGGAGGACAUUUUUUUUUCUUUAUAUAUAUAUAUAUAUAUAUAUAUAUACACUUAUUUUAGUUUAUUUUGUUCAGUGAAGUGCCUGCAAACGGAUCCCACAGACAGCAGAGAAGAAGAAAAAAAGGCAGAACAAUUAUCGGACUGAAACAACCACGUGAUCGGCGUAAACGCACCACACGGGGCAGAUCAGCUAUGGUUAGCUCUGGGCGGAGUUCUUGUCUGCUCGUCCUUAUCCUCAGAGAGGCACUGUUGUAACUGCUCUCCGGAGCUGUGCUGUACACCUAACCUAACCAGCCUGGCCAAGUUGCUCAGGGACUCUUUAUGGCACACACACUCACUCACUCACACAUGAAUAGACGCUCACACGACCACAUCUACAUUACUGAUGAAUCCACCUGUCGCUUGUGUGAAGCCUGCACUGGACUGCGUGUCCCUAAAAGCUCCUCAGCCUCAUGACCAUCGAUAUGUGAUGAUUUAAAAAAAAAAAAAAAAAAAAAGAAAGAAAGAAAAAAAGAAAAUACUAGGAGUGUUCUCAACGCCUAUUGUAACUCCUCUACUGUUUCUGGUUAUUGCUGUUUAGUGACAGUUCUGGAAACUCAGGCGGAUGGUUGGUCGUGUGUGUGUGUGUGUGUGUGUGUGUGUGUGUUUCUGAGUGUUCUCAGGAUUUCUUUUCUCUCUAUGUAAACCAGCUCACCUCAGCACCCCCCACCCCAUCUCUCUCUCUACCUUUGGCUCGCUCUGGGACCAGAAAAUACUGUUCAGUACUCCAGUCUUUUUUUUUUUUUUCCCCCAGUCUGGAUAAAAGGAAUCGUGUUUUACAGAAGAUCCGUUUGGCUAAACGAAGCUUGGAUGGAUCGAAGGUGGAGAUUUUGUUCUACUUAUCCGAUGUAGUCGCUUGUUCUUAUUUCUCGCCGCUCACUGCGUGAGCGAGCGAUCAGCGUGUCAUUCGGUGCAGGAGAGGGGCCGGAGGGCUACUCUUUUGGGUUGUGUAAGUGUAGGGCGUCCUGUGUGGGCAGGGUUUUUUUUUUUCCCUCUCCUUUUUCCUGUGUGGGAAUUAGAGUUUCUCUCAUGUAAUCCUCCAGAACCUCCUGGGGAAUUGUGGGAAGUGUAGUUUUAAGCGUCUUUGUGGCAUAAGAAAGAGGCACCUGAUUCAUCCUUUCCCCUACACACUAACACUGAUAGCAUAACAGGCCAGACUCCUUUUUUUUUUUCUUUUUUUUUUUUUAGCACUGCCUUCUAGCAUGUCGAGACAAGAACUCGGAAAAACCGCAAACUAUACUGUUUUAUAUGGAAACCUGUUAUAUGUAUUGUAUGAAUAUUGUAAGCUGCAGUUGUGGAACCAUAGCAUUAACAAUUUAAUAUGUAAUGAUCCAGGGAUUUGAAAGAGGUUUAAUUUUUUUUAAAGGCCUGGAUGUGUGUGUAUAUGUAUGUAUAUAUAUAUAUAUAUAUAUAUAUAUAUAUAUGUAC
This is a messenger RNA of Clarias gariepinus (North African catfish), 4127 nucleotides long. It is a transcript of the gene erfl3, whose product is annotated as Ets2 repressor factor like 3. Gene Ontology annotation, biological process: regulation of transcription by RNA polymerase II; cell differentiation. Gene Ontology annotation, molecular function: DNA-binding transcription factor activity, RNA polymerase II-specific; sequence-specific DNA binding. The record is from RefSeq and is a predicted model, not a curated record. NCBI's taxonomy places the organism in Eukaryota, Metazoa, Chordata, Actinopteri, Siluriformes, Clariidae. The transcript is spliced from 5 exons. Bases 508 to 2322 code for a protein of 604 amino acids. Gene Ontology annotation, cellular component: nucleus.